Chenopodium quinoa (quinoa) is the source of this 1263-nucleotide messenger RNA. RefSeq lists its product as uncharacterized. The record is from RefSeq and is a predicted model, not a curated record. Gene Ontology annotation, biological process: xylem development. Bases 384 to 959 code for a protein of 191 amino acids. The transcript is spliced from 3 exons. Lineage: Eukaryota; Viridiplantae; Streptophyta; Magnoliopsida; Caryophyllales; Amaranthaceae.
AAAUAUUAUGCAAAUUGAAAUUUUGUGAAAGAUACUUCUCAACGACAAUAUGAAAUGGUCAACUAUUUGGAGGCUUACCUUUAAACUUUCUUACCAAAUACGUGACAUAUCCUUCAUUUUUAGUCACUAUUUUAGCUUCAAAUUAUUGGUUCUUUAACUACUUUUGUUCUUUGCAACAAAGAUUCUACAAUUUUGAUGACCUUUUCCCCUGAAUUUUAUUCUUUAAUAACAGUAAUUUAGUUAUUUUUAUGUACUUUUUUAAAGGCCGGCAAAAAAAAAAAAAAAAAAAAAAAAAAGUCUACUUCUAUUACAUAUACAAGUAGUUAAGUCCUUAACUCUUUUUUUUUUUCUUGACUGCUGCUUAUUUUUUGAUCUAGUUGAUCAUGGAAAACUCUGUUUCUUCCUCCCUUUACAAAGUCAUUACAACAUCGGAACCGAACCUCGAAGAAGAUAGUGUACCGGAGGAGAGCGGGUGGACGCAGUAUAUCGAAGAUUUCGAGGCUUACAAUAAGGAAGGAUAUGUUCAUGAAAACAGCACUAGCUGUUCAAGUUAUAUGAGUUAUUCUAUGGUGUCUGAUGCCGGUUCUGGACCCGAAUGGAAAAACAAAUACAGUAUCAAUCCAGCAGGAGGUUGUAAUUCAUUUGGUGUUUUACAAAAAAUGCCUAAGAAAUUAAAUUUCAAGAAGAAAAUUCCUUUUGAUGAUUCCUUAGAAGAUACAGCUUCUUCCCCUGUUAAUAGUCCCAAGAUUACUUCUUUUUUCAAGAGGAUGGAUAUUAAUUCCAGAAAAAUGGACAGCGACAAUGGAAGUCCCAUGGGCAAUGAAAUCUCAAUUGAUGAUCAUAUGGAAUACAAUAAUAUAAAUAGAGAGAAUGAUUUCAAGGAUGUAGAUUGCAUUGAUUUGAAGCAAAAGGGAUUAUGCGUAGUCCCCCUAUCUAUGGUUGUCAACUAUCUUGGUUGAUAUGUUCCCUUUAAUUUGUCAUUUUUCUCUCUCCUCCCUAAAAUGCAAAUAUAACCAAGAAUUUCUUAUAGUUCUAUAGAUUGUAUUUGCAAAAUGCAUAUGUGAUUAAUAUAGCAUUAUUAUUAUUACACAAUAAUUUAGUGUAACAGAAGAACAGUUGCCUCACUCUUUGUUAAAAAAUCAUCUACUGUUGUAUGUGGUGGUGGUGGACUAUUGGUAUUGUUAUUGUUACAAUCAAUAGUCGGUAAAUUUGUAAAUAAUUUGCAUUCUUGUAUAGCUAAUAUAUGUGGGUUUUUUUGGAGUA